This is a messenger RNA of Salvia splendens (bonfire salvia), 3189 nucleotides long. Its product is annotated as WPP domain-associated protein-like. The transcript is spliced from 6 exons. Bases 263 to 2947 code for a protein of 894 amino acids. Lineage: Eukaryota; Viridiplantae; Streptophyta; Magnoliopsida; Lamiales; Lamiaceae. The record is from RefSeq and is a predicted model, not a curated record.
CUCCCGCUCUUUCCUACUAUUUGCUGCUCAUAUUUUCCCCCAUUAUUUCAACUCUUCAUCUCCCACUCACCAAAACCCUAGUAACUGCAAUUUCGAAUUUUCGGUGAGAAAUAUGAAAAGACACUAGUAUUUGAAGACACUAGUAUUUAAAGCUGGUGGUACUACUAUUGGAGGAUACUACGGGGCGGAAUUGUCGAAGUAGAGAGAGAAACGUGUUCAUCCACACUUUUACUUGGUGAAUGUUCAUGUGCUUAUUUGUGUUAUGGAGGGUGGAGAGGUGAUGGUGAAUGGUGGGACUUCAAAUGGGUAUGGAUGUGGCGUUCCAUGUGGAAAUGGGUUGGGGAAAUUAUGCAGCGAGAAUGGGUCGAGAGGAACCAGUGUUUCGGAAGACGCGAAUGGGAAUUUAGCUGAUGUGGUGUUGGAGGAUUGGGAGAAUUAUUGGGAAGACAUUAGUGAUCGGUUAAUGAUUUUGCCGUUGGUAAGUGAUUCUGUUAUCAAGGGAAUGGUGACUGCUGUGGAGCAAGACUGUGCUGAACGAAUUGCUGCGCAGGAACUGGAAAUGACUAGUUUGAAGGAGAGAUUGCAGUCUUAUGAGGUGGGUCUUGGUAAAUAUGAGGAUGUAAGGUUGCCAAUGGCUCAUAAAGAAUAUGAUAUUGGGAAAUCUUCUUGUUCAGCUUGUGUCUGCCAGAAACGUGAAAGUAUGAGGGAAGAAUUGAAUGGUUUAAGGAAUUUUGCGAGAGAGCAGUUCAAGAAGGCUGAAAAAGAGAUUGAGUGUGCUAUAAGAUCUAAUCUGGCCAAGAAGACCAGUUCGGGGUUGGUCGGCUUGGGUGGAAUAUUGGAUGAGAUGCAUUCGGGUAGCUGGGUUGAUGUAAAUAAUACGCUGCAAUGCCUAAAUACAAAGUUUGAUACUGUAUGCGAAAAGGUGGAUGAUCUAUUGUUCUGCUCCGAUAUCUCAUUUUGUGAAUGUCAGCAGGGUGAUAAAUUAUUAGCAAAAGUUCAGAAUGUAGCUACACAAACAAUGUUUACGAGUUCUUCAAAGGAGUUUGAGGAGAACAUGUUGAAACAAGAAUUUCAACUUUGUGGAAUACAAAACAUGGAUUGGCUUGAAAAGUUCAAUGAUGUAGCUUCUUUAGGGACCAAGUUGGAAGCAAUUCAGAAGUCACUCUCCAUGCCCGAAGCAGAGUUAGUUUCUCAUGGAUCUAAUGAUUUGGACAAUUUGCACCCUAAGGCUUUCGGCAACCACGUGACUCGGCCAACCUCACUUUAUGGAGAAAAUGGGACAGUGGAUGAACCAAAUGUCCAUGUUGCAGAGAGCUAUGAUUUUCAGCUGUUUAAACACAUGUCUAAAGAAGCAUUGGUGACUUAUUUUACUAACAGUAUUACUAAAAUUAAGAGAGAUCAUGAGUCAGAUCUACACCAGAUGACUGAUAUUUAUUUCAGUUUGAAACGGGAAUACCUCAAAAUGAAGGGGUCUUUCGUGGCAAACAUGAAAUAUGAAGAAUUUGAUGCACUAAGGAAAAAGAUUGCUCAAGUUAGUUCAAAAUUGGAGAACUUCCUCUCAGAAAAUGAACAAUUUCCUGCAUUGACCAAAAGUCUUCAGAGUAGGGAAAAUAUGAAGCAUAGACUAGAGAGUCUUCUAUCUGAAAAUCAUCACUUGAGAGGUUGUCUCAUUGACAAGGAAAAUGAGGUAAAGAGUCUAAAAGAGCAGGUUUCGAGUGCGGCUUCAGAAAUCUUGCAGCAUUCUUUGGCUGAGAAAAACCUUCUAAAGCUAGUGGAAAGCCUCCGGUGUGCUUUGAAAGAAUCAUGUAUAAAAGCUUCACUCGGUGAAGAAAUAUAUAAAUCUGUUCUCAGGGCACAGAUUGCACAGACCAGGCGCAGGUCUGUCGAUUUGGACAUGGAGUUGCUGAUAACUCGAGGAAUUUAUGAUAUCAUUCUGAGGGAAGCUGCUAUUCCUGUUGAAACUGCAAGCAAAUAUGGAAUUGAAGAUUCAGAUAUUGAAACAUUGUUAAUGCAAGGGUUUAAUGCAUUGCUAUUCACAGAGAUUAUCAGGGAUUCAUGGAAACAACUGGACAACUUGAAUCAGAAAGUUCUUAUCAAUGAAGAAAAAGUAGCUUGUUUGGAGAGAAAAUCUCUUGAAAAGGAAAAUGAGUUAAUGCUGGAGGUUGAGGAGAAGGAGAAAUUAAAGCAGGAGAUACAAGAUCUGAGACUUGCAAUGGAAGAUAAAGAGAAGUUAGAAAUGGAUUUGUCAUUGGCAUUGUCAAAAGAGAAGGAGCAGUUUGAGCUUGCUUUAACAGACCUUAUUACUGUUAGAGAAGAUGCUAGUCGGCAACAGAAGCUGGUUACUGAGAGCAAUAGAGACUUGGAAUCAUUACGGCUCAAACAUGUAGAAGCAUUAGAUCAGAUUGAAGUAUGUAAAUCAGAAAUAAAUAAGCUUGGUCAAAAGCUUUCUCAAACAGAAGCAGUGUUAACCAAAGCCGACAUAGAGAAAAGCGCAACAUUUACACGUAUCCAAGAAUUGCAUGAUAAGUUAUCAUUAAGGGAAACUAGGGAGACUACAAUAAAAAAGGAAAUGGAAAGGGCUGCCAACAGAUUCUCAAAACUCUUUUCUGAAUUUGAAUGGAGAGUAUCAGGGGCAAUAAAAAGCACUAGUUCAAGGCUGGAAGAUGCCAAUUCUCCAUUGAAAGCUAUUACUGAGAUGGCUAAUGAACUUAGAAGAUCUGAGCUGCUGUACAAACAGAAACUAGAAAGGGGAAAUACUGAUCUCAAAAUGGCUGAGUCCGAGGUUGAUCUCUUGGGAGAUGAGGUGGAUACCUUGUUGAGAUUGCUUGAAAAAAUCUAUAUUGCGCUUGAUCAUUAUUCUCCGGUUUUAAAACAUUACCCUGGGGUCAUUGAGAUUCUUGAGCUGGUCAAGAGAGAAUUAAGUGGAGAAUCUACUAGAAUGUUAUGAUAUACUCCAUGGCAAGAUCUCUUCCUAUAGAGACAGACGAUCCGAGCUCCUACAGUGUACAGCAACCGGGUAGUUGAACCAGAAGUUUACUAGGUAGAUAAGACAAGAGCCUUUUUUUGCAGCGUGCGAGGCCAAACAAUGCCUCUAGUUAGCCAUUUCUCAUCAACUUAUGUAAAUGAUCCCGUGUAAAUCAUAUGUUCGUUUAGUUCAAUUAAAUUAAGGAAGACUCACUUAUUUGUUCA